Trypanosoma rangeli is the source of this 1251-nucleotide messenger RNA. RefSeq names its product putative actin-related protein 3. Gene Ontology annotation, molecular function: actin filament binding. Gene Ontology annotation, cellular component: actin cortical patch; Arp2/3 protein complex. The coding region runs from base 1 to 1251 and encodes 416 amino acids. The record is from RefSeq and is a predicted model, not a curated record. The transcript has a single exon. NCBI's taxonomy places the organism in Eukaryota, Euglenozoa, Kinetoplastea, Trypanosomatida, Trypanosomatidae. Gene Ontology annotation, biological process: Arp2/3 complex-mediated actin nucleation.
AUGUCGUACCCUGUGGUUGUGAUCGACAAUGGGACGGGGUACACCAAGAUGGGCUACGCCGGGAACGAGGAGCCCACCUACAUUAUUCCCUCCCUCUACGCCGACAAUGCCACGGCGCGGCGUCGCUCCAACGACGUCUUUGAGGACCUUGACUUUUACAUCGGUGAAGAAGCUGCCGCGCGUGCGGGCUCCUGCACCGUAUCGUACCCCAUUAAACACGGCAUUGUAGAAGACUGGGAUAAGAUGGAGCGCAUCUGGCAACACUGCAUCUACAAGUACUUGCACGUGGAACCGGAGGAGCACGGCUUCAUCCUCACUGAGCCACCGGCAAACCCGCCGGAGAACCGGGAGUACGCGGCAGAGGUGAUGUUUGAAACCUUCGGUGUGAAGCAGUUGCACAUCGCCGUGCAAGGCGCCCUCGCGUUACGGGCGUCAUGGACAUCGGGGAAGGCGCAAGAGCUUGGCGUCUCUGGAAAAGACACUGGCCUUGUGAUUGAUUCCGGUGCCGGCGUCACACACAUCAUGCCUAUCGUGGAUGGCUUUGUGCUCAACCAGGCAAUCCAUCACAUUCCGCUAGCAGGUCGUGAUAUCACAAACUUUGUCCUCGAGCGACUACGUGAGCGGGGCGAGCCCGUGCCACCCGAUGAUGCCCUGCUGCUUGCGCAGCGCAUCAAGGAGCAGUACUGCUACAUAGCCCGUGACAUCGCCAGGGAGUUUGACACGUACGACCGGGAUCUUCCCAAGUACGUCACGAAGCACCGCGAUGUGAAUAGCAAGACAGGGCAGCCGUACACCGUGGAUGUUGGCUACGAAAAGUUUUUGGGCCCCGAGAUGUUUUUUCACCCGGAGAUUUUUAGCAGCGAGUGGACAACGCCGUUGCCGGAGGUUGUCGACAAGGCGGUGUGGUCGUGCCCCAUUGACUGCCGACGCCCGCUCUACCGCAACAUUGUGCUGUCGGGUGGCAACACAAUGUUUCCAAAGUUUGAUAAACGGCUGCAGAAGGACCUGCGCGUCAUCGUUGACCGACGAGCGAAGAAAAACAUGGCGGCGUUCAGAGACCCAACGCGACACAUCACGUAUGACGUGAACGUCGUGUCACACGAGCGACAGCGGUAUGCAGUGUGGUACGGCGGCAGCAUGCUGGGAUCGAGUCCAGAGUUUGCCACUUUGGCGAAGACGAAGGAAGAAUACGAGGAGUAUGGGCCGUACAUUUGCCGGCAGAACAACAUGUUUCACUCCGUCUUUGAGUAA